GUCAGUUGAUGCUGUUUCUCAAAAACCAGGUUUUGGGGACCCUGCAGCCCUUGUGGGAGAGGGUCUAGUAGUCAGGGGCUGAGCAGUAAUACAUGUUAGCCUGCCAAGCGGUGCAGAAAUAAAUAUUGGGAGUGGAACCCCCGGAAGUCUGGCAUACAGGUCACACUUUCCUGGAUUUGAGAUGGUGUGUAUAUUCUUACUAUUGAAGGCGUUCUCUGAUUUUUUUUUUUUUAUGUUUUCAUUAUUAUGAUCAAAUUGACAGCUAAAUUUUUUUAGACUACAGUUAACUUGCUUACAGAAUGGGACUCUUAACCUGUGUUUUUUAUGAUCUACAGGAACCAGAGGACUGUUUUAUAGCUCUAGAGGAGAUAAGAUUGCUCUAACUUUUUUUUUUCCCCCUCUGUUUUCUUACGAGAUUGAUGUGUGUUUGCUUGGGUGUCUUGGGGCUAUGCAUGUCUCUGUGUGUGUGUGUUUUGAGGGGAGUGAUCACUCCUAAUAGAUGUGCUGCAAAAUCCACAGUCUUGAUUAUGGAAAUUGUGGGGAGACCCAGAUUCUCAUGUCUUCUUUCUCCUGCCUCAGCUCUAACUUCUCAAUACUCUGUCUUUCUUCAUGAAGGGAACAUGGAGGAAGAAAGAACAGCUGCUGAGUUACAGAAAAAUAUGACACAGGAACCAGUGGUCUUUGAGGAUGUGGCUGUGGACUUUACCCAGGAGGAGUGGGCUUUGCUAGAUCUCACUCAGAGAAACCUCUACAGAGAUGUGAUGCUGGAAAACUUCCGGAACCUGGCCUCAUUAGGGUAUCCACUACACACACCCUAUCUGAUCUCCCAGUGGAAACAAGAGGAGGACCUGGAGAUAGCAGAGAGAGGACCCACCCAGGGGGAGCAUCAGGAAGGUUUUGAGACUCAACUUAAAACUAAUGAAUUAGUCGCUCCACAAGAUAUUUAUGGAGAAAAAAUAUCCAGUGAACAGAAUGUAGUAAGAUUCAAAAGGAGUGCUUCCUCGUUGUCCAUUUUACACAAAAGCUGGGAAUACCAUGGUUUUGAUUAUCAGAACAAAAACUAUGAGAGACAUUUGAGAAGUCACAUGGUGGAGAACAUCUAUGAACAUAACGAAGAAAAUCAGUGUAGACAAACCUUCAGCCAUAUCUCAAAUCUUAAUAUACUCAAGAGAACUACUGAAGUAAAAGCCUAUGAAUGCCAGGAGUGUAAAAAGGCCUUCACAGAUCAUUUAUCCCUUAAGAAUCACAUAAGGUCUCACACUGGAAGCAAACCCUAUCAGUGUAAGGAAUGUGGGAAAGCUUUCCAUUUUUUUGCUUGUUUUAAGAAGCAUAUGAAAACUCCCACUGAAGAGAAACCCUAUGAAUGUAAGGAAUGUACCAAAGCCUUCAGUUGUUCUUCAUUCUUUAGGGCGCAUAUGAAGAUUCACACAGGAAAGACAAACUACGAAUGCAAGGAAUGUGGGAAAACAUUUAGCUGUUCUUCAUCCCUUACAGAGCACAAAAGAAUUCACAGUGGAGAUAAGCCUUAUGAAUGUAAGGAGUGCGGGAAAGCAUUUAGUUGUUCCUCCUCACUCUCCAAACACAAAAGAAUUCACAGUGGAGAUAAGCCAUAUGAAUGUAAGGAGUGUGGGAAGGCUUUCAGUUCCUCUUCUCACCUUAUAAUACAUAUAAGAAUCCAUACUGGAGAGAAGCCUUAUGAAUGUAAAGAGUGUGGGAAAGCCUUCAGUGAGUCCUCAAAGCUCACCGUACACGUCAGAACACAUACGGGAGAGAAACCCUAUAAAUGUAAGGAAUGCGGGAAAGCCUACAAUUGUCCGUCCUCCUUAAGUAUCCAUAUGAGAAAACACACUGGGGAGAAACCCUAUGAAUGUCUGGAAUGUGGAAAAGCCUUCUAUCUUCCCACUUCCCUGAAUACCCAUGUGAAAAAUCAAAGUAGAGAAAAACCUUAUGAAUGUAAGGAAUGUGGAAAAGCCUUCAGUUGUCCCUCGUCCUUUAGAGCACAUGUGAGAGAUCACACUGGAAAGGUGCAGUACGAAUGUAAGGAAUGUGGGAAGGCCUUUAGUCGUUCCUCAUCCCUCACCGAACACUUAAGAACUCACAGUGGAGAGAAGCCUUAUGAAUGUAAGGAAUGUGGGAAAGCCUUUAUUAGUUCCUCCCACCUUACAGUACAUAUAAGAACUCACACUGGAGAGAAACCUUAUGAAUGUAAGAAAUGUGGAAAAGCCUUCAUUUACCCCUCAGCCCUUAGGAUCCACAUGAGAACGCACACUGGGGAGAAACCCUAUGAAUGUAAGGACUGUGGGAAAGCCUUUCGCCAUUCUUCAUACCUUACUGUCCACACAAGGAUGCACACUGGAGAGAAACCCUUUGAAUGUCUGGAAUGUGGGAAAGCAUUCAGUUGUCCUUCAUCCUUUCGAAGACAUGUAAGAAGCCACACUGGUGAGAAGCCCUAUGAAUGUAAGGAAUGUGGGAAAGCCUUUGUUUGUCCCGCUUACUUUCGAAGACAUUUGAAAACUCACACUAGAGGAAACAUAUAAAGUAAGGAAUAAGGAAAUGUCUGCAAGGCUUUUUCAGAUCUUAGGCAGCACGCAAGAUCUCACACUGUGGAGACACCCUGUGAAUGUAAGAAAUUGUCGCUCAUCUUUUUGAAGACUUGAGAACUCACAACUAAGAGAAACCCUGUGUAUGUAAAUCAUGUGGUAACACCUUCAUGAACAUCACUUACUGUGUUCUAAGAAAAUUCAUACUAGAAGCAAAGAUCGGUGCCUCAUCCUUAAAGUGGACUACUGCUGGCUCAUUGAUUUCCAGUUUUAAUUUUCUGAUGAAUGUUUAAGGUGAUAAA
Messenger RNA from Eubalaena glacialis (North Atlantic right whale), 2842 nucleotides. Its product is annotated as zinc finger protein 699. Gene Ontology annotation, biological process: regulation of DNA-templated transcription. The record is from RefSeq and is a predicted model, not a curated record. Bases 420 to 2537 code for a protein of 705 amino acids. NCBI's taxonomy places the organism in Eukaryota, Metazoa, Chordata, Mammalia, Artiodactyla, Balaenidae. The transcript has 5 exons. Gene Ontology annotation, molecular function: RNA polymerase II cis-regulatory region sequence-specific DNA binding; DNA-binding transcription factor activity, RNA polymerase II-specific.